AUGUCUAAUUUACAAAAUGCUACUCGACAGUCAAUACAAACAUCGAUGACAAAUAAAACAAAAUCUCAUGCAUUAAAUAAUGAUUUGGUUGAAAGAAAAACAAAAGCACUUGAAGGUGGUUUAAAUAAAUUAAAAGUAACUAUACAACAUGAUAAAGCAAAACCGCCUAUUGAAACAAAUCGUUCUAAUUCUAAUAAAGGAAUCUCACAAAAUGCUAGUCAUACUCCACGUGAUAGAUCAUCAGUUACAGGUCGUUCAUUUUCUACUAAAUCGUUAGUAAUACAAUCAAAUUCUGAAUGUGGUCAAUGUGAAAAGGAUGGAGCUGAGAUAAAUUGUCUUGAAUGUAAUGAAAACUAUUGUACGAUUUGUUUUGAUCAAUUUCAUUCUCGAGGUGCUUUACAACGUCAUCAUUACGCUUUACUAAGUGGAAUUUCAUCACCAACAUUACAAAAGAAAAAACAAUCUCAUAGUGCUGAUAUGAAUCCAAUAGAAAUAUCACCUAGACAAGCAAAUGACCUUUCUCCUAGACGUUAUAGAAUGAUAGUACCUAAGCAAAAAUCAGAUGACUUACUUAAUGGGAAAACAAAUGCUGUUUCAUUUCAACAUAAUGACCAUAAUAAAUCAAAACGAUUGUCACAAAAACAUGAAACAAUUACUUCGAUUAAUGUUCCAAUUGAAUCAUCUAUUAAAUUACCAAAUAUUGAUUUAAACUCAUCAAGAAAAUCUUCGAAUGAAAAACUUUUUACUAAAACCUAUCGAAUAAUUGAUAAAAAUAAUCAAGCAACUUAUAUUCAUCGACCAAAAAAGACAAACAUUCCUAAACAACAACCCAAAGCAAAUGUCAAAAUUAAUAUACGUCAUUCAUAUCCUAGUCAAACAAUUGAUAUCGAACAUUCGGAUAACGAUCUUGCAAAAGAACGAACAGAAGAAAGAAUGCAAUCGAUUACUCCGGAGGAAAUUUUCAACAAUAAUAAUAGUGAUUUUGAACACGAACGACCAAUUACUCAUGUAUCAUCAAAAUCUCAUUCAUUUUUAACGAAUUCAUCAAAUAAGCAAGAUUGUUUACCUUCGAAAUCUGAAUCAAUAACACUUUUUCCACAAUCUUUACGUUCUGUAUUAGCUGCAAAAUCCAAUGAUGAACAUGCAACAAUUAUCGAUUCAUCAUCACAUGUAUCACGAUCAUCAUCAACUUCUUCAGAAAAACUUGAUCAACCAUCAACUGUAUUCAAUUCAAGUACAAUAUCGAAACAUAAUACAGACAUUCAAUCAAAUGUUAUGGAUCAAUAUUCCAUUGCUCGAUUUAACUUAGCUCUUGAUGAUAUAGUUGAUAAAUCAAAACUUGAAAUAGCUAAUCAAUUAAAUCGUUUAACUGAAAAUAGUCAUUCAGCUAUAACAGACAAAGAUCAUCAUUCGUCUACAAAUAUUGUUUCGAUGGAUUCUGUAACAACAAUAUCUCGACGAAAUUCUCCAUUUAGUUUUUCUAAUUCAUUCAAUAAAUCUCAACGACUCAAUUCAUCAUCUUCAAGACAUACAGAUGAUGAUGAAUUUUUUACGGAAGUUGAACCACAGCCAAAAAGUCCAUCACCUAUUCUUCCAUUACUUGAUCUUAAUAAUUCAACAUCAAAUAAAUCAUUUAUUGAAAAUUUAUCACAUACAACUUCAAAUCAUUCUAUAAUACUUGAUGAAACACAGCAUGGAUCAAAAUCUCAAAAUGAUAAUCAUAGUCGACCAAGAUCAUCACUAUUCUCAUCUUCACUUUCUAUUCAAAUCCCACCAUCAGAAUCAGAUCUUAUGAAUACGAAAAUGGAGCCAUUAGCAACAUCAUCAAGAAAAAAUUCUUCAACAUCAAAGAAAAACUCAUUACCAAUAGUAAGAUCAGACAGGCGUCGUUCAUUACUUCAAGCAAUUCCAAAAAUCUCAUCAUCAGCAGGAACAUCAAGAAGUUCAUCAUCAACUGAAUCAAGUACGAAAACUCCAUCACCAACAGUUAGAUCAGACAGACAUCGUUCAUUAUUUCAAUCAAUCCCAAAAAUCUCAUCAUCAUCAUCAUCAUCAGCAAGAUCAAGAAGUUCAUCAUCAACUAAAUCAAGCACUAAAACCGCAUCACCAACAGUACGAUCAGACAGGCAUCGUUCAUUAUUUCAAGCAAUUCCAAAAAUCUCAUCAUCAUCAUCAUCAUCAGCUAAAUCAAUGACAAAAAUCGCAUCGCCAACAGUACGAUCAGCAAGUUCUCCAUCACCAAGACCCAUACCAAAGCACACUCUAUCUCCAAAGUCAACAAUACAUAACGCUUCAUCAUCAACUACAAUGAUGGUGGAAAAUAAAAAAUCAACAUUACCGAGUGAUAAUAAUAAAUAUGUUCAGAAAUCAAUAGAAAAUAACAACUCAUCCAAUGUACAUAUGUUACCGACUGUGAAUAAUUUAUCAAAAGCAAAUUCAGUGAAACCUUUUAAUCGUAAUAAAACCAAGACGGUGAAUAAUUUAUCGACUAGAAAAAAACCUCAAACUCAUCGUCAGAUACCAGAUUUUGAUGAUUCAAAGUUCAAUAAACUAGAAUUUUCCUUAGGAGAUGGUCUCAAAUGGCAAGAAGCUUCAAUAGAAUCAAUGUCAUCGCUAAAAACGACCUCGUCUCAUCAAUCAUCAAACCCCGUGAAUUUACAAUUUGCUAAAGAUACGAGUAUAUCGGAUAAUGACGAUGAUCGAUCCUUACAAAAUGUAAAUGGUUUUACUCAACAUCAUUCUGAAUUGGAUAUGCAGAAUUCUGAUGAAAAUGCUAUUCUUAAUGAACACUUAUUAAAUAUACGCGAAGGUGCACAAUUAUCAUUCAAUGAAAAGAAUUCAGUCGUAUUUCAAACACAACUAUUAGACGAUGAAAUUGGCGAUCAAUCAUCCAUCGAUAAUGAAUCAUUGUUAUGUGAAUAA
Molecule: messenger RNA, 2922 nt
Organism: Adineta steineri
Lineage: Eukaryota; Metazoa; Rotifera; Eurotatoria; Adinetida; Adinetidae
Source: the annotation of a GenBank genome assembly